UACGGUCCUCUGUCUCCCCACAAGUUACCAUAUCCAUUGGAGAACUCGACAUAAAGAAGGCACUCUAAAUGAGUACACCUAUUGUCCUACUUGUCCAUUUAUCAUCUAUAAAGCUCACAAAUUGCUCCCCUCCUCUGCUCAGAAAUCUAGCUCCAAAGAUCCAGCAUGAUUCCUGAGAUCAAACAGUCGACAUAUGUCUGCGUGAUUGGUGCAGGGCCUUCAGGGUUGGUUGCUGCUAGGGAGCUGAAGAAGGAAGGACAUGCUGUGGUGGUCUUGGAGCAAAACCAUGAUGUUGGAGGGCAGUGGCUGUACGACCCAAGGGUGGAUGAAGAAGAUGCCUUGGGUAGGGUCACUCCAUUGAAGGUCCAUAGCAGUGUCUAUGCCUCCCUUAGGCUUAUUUCCCCUAGAGAGACCAUGGGUUUUUCUGAUUUCCCAUUUUUGACAAGAAAGGGAAGCGAUAUGAGAAGAUUUCCUGGUCACAGGGAACUCUUCUUGUAUCUCAGGGAAUUCUGUCAAUGGUUUGGGUUGAGGGAGCUGAUAAGAUUCAAUACUCGAGUAGACUAUGUUGGCAUGGUGGGUUCUGCGGAGUCUGGCGACAAGAUGAAGUGGAUUGUUAGAUCCAAAGAGAAGAAAUGUGGAAAGGUUAUGGAAGAGAUUUUUGAUGCAGUAGUUGUGGCCACUGGGCAUUAUUCUCAGCCAAGGAUGCCAAACAUCAAAGGAAUGGAUGUUUGGACAAGGAAGCAAAUACAUAGCCAUGUAUACAGAGUUCCUGAGCCUCACCGUGAUGAGGUUGUGGUAGUAGUUGGGAGUUCACUAAGCGGCCAAGACAUAUCAUUGGAACUUGCAACGGUAGCAAAAGAAGUGCAUAUUAGUUCCAAAUCUUUAGAAAUCACGGAGGGCUUAUCAAAGGUCAUUUCCAAAUAUCAAAACCUACACCUACAUUUACAGAUAGAGUCUCUUUGUGAAGAUGGACAGGUUUUAUUUGUUGAUGGCUCCUCUGUGAUUGCUGAUUCUAUCAUUUACUGUACAGGGUAUUCCUAUUCAUUGCCGUUUCUUGACACUAAAGGAAUGGUUGUGGUAGAUGAUGAUAGAGUGGGCCCUUUGUAUGAGCAUACAUUCCCUCCAUUACUUGCUCCAUCUCUCUCUUUUGUGGGCAUUCCGAGGAAGAUCAUAGGGUUUCCCUUCUUCGAAUCACAAGGAAAAUGGAUAGCACAACUGCUAUCUGGUAAAAGAACAUUGCCAUCACCAGAUGAUAUGAUGAAGGCCAUUGAGGAAUUCUAUCAAUCGAGGGAGAUUGCAGCCAUACCAAAGCACAGAACACAUGAUAUCGCCAACUUUGAGUACACUGAUAUGUAUGGAGAUAAUUGUGGAUUCCCACACUUGGAGGAGUGGAGGAAAAUACUCUGCAUCUCAGCCGUAAGAAAUGGCAUCACCAACUUAGAAACUUAUCGUGAUCAAUGGGAUUAUGAUAAUGAACUGCUUCAGGUGGCGUACCAGAGUCAUCAUUUCACCCAGCUAGACAAAGCAAAUGGUGCUGCGCUGUAACUUCGUUUUGGGGGACUAUUUUGAUUAAGUUAUUCUUCAUUUAUAUGCUUCUCUUUCUCCAAUGUAUCUACCAAGGAUCCAUUAUGAAGGAUUAGAGAAAAAGAAACAAAAGUUAUCAUGUAAUCACAUAUUUAUAACCAAUAAGCAGUACUUUGAUGUUGUCCUAUUUAUCUCA
This is a messenger RNA of Phoenix dactylifera (date palm), 1720 nucleotides long. RefSeq names its product flavin-containing monooxygenase FMO GS-OX-like 9. The record is from RefSeq and is a predicted model, not a curated record. Gene Ontology annotation, molecular function: N,N-dimethylaniline monooxygenase activity; flavin adenine dinucleotide binding; NADP binding. Lineage: Eukaryota; Viridiplantae; Streptophyta; Magnoliopsida; Arecales; Arecaceae.